AUGACAACACCAGCUUUCCCGAACGACAGAAUAGCGGACCAGAUCUACGAUAUAAGAGCGCCAGCUGAACAGACAUUCUGGAUAAGUUUAUUGCCUAAUGAGCGAACCAUUUUCCAAUGGUUCGCCAUUGGCUUCAAAAGGAACAGCUGGGACAAGGAUCAAAGAAUCCCAUCUCAAGAUGCUGUUCUCAAAGCAUGGCGAGAUGCCGAUGAAAUUGACCGGGAAACGAACAUCGUCCUGGCGAAAGAACGCCCAGAUCUUCGACUCAAUACGAGCCACUUCGAGGUGAAGUCUGAAAUAUUGUUGGCCUUCGAGGCCUUACUCCCCCGGAAUGAGCAGCCUGAUUUCGAGUCUCUAGUUCAUGGUUUCCAGAUAUACAAUGUUAGAGGUGGGCAGCACAAUUCCCAGGAUAUGAUCCGUUGUUGGAACCAAAAGAAUAAGGCAAUGAGGGAAAAGAUGAUUGCUUACGGAAGGCACCAUUAUAACCGCUUCCAGAAUCACCCUCAAGUACCUGACGUGCGUCCGACAGCUUCCGGUCAUCAUGGUCACUGGUUCGAAAAUCCGAAACCGGAUGCCACUAUGGGUGACAUCAAGCAAGUGAACGUAGCGGACCCAAAGCCACCGGGAGAAAAGAAUAGGCCGGCUGGCUCACGAUGGGUCUUCGAGAAGACUAUUUAUCAGAAUCCGCAUGAAACGUAUGAUAACAAACUUACGCAUCGAAUCAUCCACCUUUUUGCUCUGGUAACGGAGGACCGCCAAAUUUUGAAGCGACUGGUUGUCAAAAUAAUUGGUUCUACAGAUGUGCUCGGAGUCGUCGGCACCAUCAUGAGAGAAUCCACACAUCAUGAGGCCCUGUCAUUCAAAAACUGCGCGAGCAUCCUUGAUGCGUAUGGCUUCUCUAUACGCAAGAGGGCAUACGGCCCGCAGCUUGGAUAUAUUUAUAUGGACUAUGCACCAUUUGGAGACCUGCUAGACUUAAUCAAAAGGCUUCAAGGACAACCAGACAAGCAACUUCCUGAGCCAUACAUAUGGUUGAUCUUCCGCGCAUUGGCCGAGGCCCUCCUUCUGAUGGAAACCGGUAUGACGGUUGAUAAGGACCAGCCAGCACGUGAGGAUGGUCACGUCCUGUAUAGCCGUAAUCGGAAACCGAUAGUCAACCCAGACAUCAAGCCUAUGAACGUCAUGCUCGGUGAAGCGCAAGCUGGAUUCUAUCCUGGAUUCAAAACCGCUAAGAUGAUUGAUUUCGGUAUGUGCUUCGACGACAAUAGGUAUGCCACUGGAAAAGUGGGUGUUGGCACUCAGGGUAACACUGCCCCAGAACACGGUUUUCCGCCUCACCCAAAGUAUCGAAACGAGCCAGUCAACAUUCAGUCGGAGAUAUUUAUGGUUGGAUUAGUGAUACUUAGCCUCAUGGAAGGCCGUAACAGAAAAAUUACCGACGUAGAACUUUUUAACGAAGGCUUCCAACACUGCGAGGGUUAUAACAAGUGCUAUAGCCAUUGGCUAGAUGAUCUAGUCUUUUUCUGCCUCCAGUUCGCACCUUGGAAGAGACCAAGCUUACACCAGCUCCUCUAUAAGACAAGAAGGGGACUUGAAAGGUGGGAGAGGGUAUAUGGGUCUGUUGAUAAACCAGAAGCUGAGUUGCCUGAAUUCGCGAUCUAUCCGCUUGAGCACCUGGAAGAGUUUCGCAUUGGGGAAACGGCGCCUGAACAUUGGUUAGGAAUGAAGAAGAGGAAGGCAGAAGAGGCUAGACUCGCUCCAGCUCGGCCUGCAGUAAAGAAGAGGGCCAAAAAUCCCCCACCGCCACGACCCGGACAGAUUAGGAUGGGUAACGAUCGGAUUGGACAGCCAGACAAGCCUCCUUUUCGCCCCCCUGGAAAGGGCCCGGGUCCAAAGAAUCCACCCGCGCGACCACCCAUCGGCCACCCUGCGGCGGGGAGAGGUCAGAUGCAUCGACCUCCUCCUUUGCCUAUGUAUCCGCGUAUUCCUGCUCAAGGCAACCAUGCUGCUCCUACAAACAGAGUGCCCAAAAUUGUCCCAGGCCCUCUCAACUACAUCACGGGACAGCCCAAUGUCCCUCCAGGCCAACCAGCACAUGUAUCUGGCUCGGCCCGCUAUGCUCAUCCACCACCAAUACAGCCUUUGGGACGACGACGACCGCCAAACGACCGGCCACCACCCCCACGAACACUCGCUGAGCAGCGAAAUGCUAACAUGAGGCUAAUGCAGAACCAAGCUAGGCAGAGCGCCAUACCACGACCUGUCAACCAUCCUCAGCCACGUGUAGCCCCAAGGCCGGCGCUGCAGCCUGGAAUGGACCCAGCCCAGAUAUAUGCUGCUGCAGUGCGAGCGCGCAAGAAUGUGGCGCCACCUUGGUUUAUGCAGGACCCGGAAAAUAUUAAGCGGGAAAAAGAUGUAGAACCAGAUGGUGAUUCUGAAGAGGACGAUGCGAGUACGUCAGAGGAGAACGGAUCACCAGGGGGCAGGCGGAGCAAUCCUAUUGAUUUAAGUAAUGCGUAG
Molecule: messenger RNA, 2520 nt
Organism: Cucurbitaria berberidis CBS 394.84
Lineage: Eukaryota; Fungi; Ascomycota; Dothideomycetes; Pleosporales; Cucurbitariaceae
Product: kinase-like protein
Exons: 6
Coding region: 1-2520 (839 amino acids)
Biological process (GO): protein phosphorylation
Molecular function (GO): protein kinase activity; ATP binding
Source: RefSeq, a predicted model, not a curated record